UAGCCAUGGAUAUGUGUAUAUAACUAACAUAAUAUGCAUCAGAUUACUUUCAUUCUCCAAGAGACGAAGAUAUAUAUAUACAUACAUACAGUACUACUGAACACAAAAGAAACAAAGUAGAUCGAAAGAAGGUGCAAUAAUGUCGUUGGAUGAAAAGACAAAUGUUCAACCACCAACAGACCCUUUCUUUGAAAAUUUUGUUCCUCCCUCUGACUGGGAUCGUAAGAAAGAAAGUGACACGCUAAUUCUUAUGCUUCCAGGGUUUAGAAAGGAGCAACUGAAGGUUCAAGUAUCCUCCAAGCGUGUCCUAAAAUUGAGUGGAGAAAGAAAGAUCAGUGAGAACAAAUCGCGUCGAUUUAACAAGGAAGAGGAUCUUCAAGCAUAUCAUGACACCAGUGGGAUUACUGCCAAGUUUGAAGCUGGGAUGCUGUAUGUAAAGAUUCCAAAAAUAAUCGAUUCAACAUCAAAACAAGAAGAACCUUCAAAGCCUGAUCAACAACCACCACCGACAACUGAUGAUAACAAACCAGAUCAAGAUCAAGAACCUACUGAUCAAAAAGAGGAUAAAACUGCAGAACCAAAAACUGAGCCACAACCACCACCACUCCAAAAGGAAGAACAAAAGGUGGGAGCAGAAGAGGAAGAUUCUCAGAAGAAGCCAGAGAAGGAGGAGAAGAAAGAAGAACCUGAAGCCAAAAGCAAAAGUUCUGAAGCUGAUGAGGAGAAAAUGCAUGGAGCCACAGAAAGAGUUGAGGAAGAGAAGGAAUCAGGUCAUGAAGAUUUGGAAAGAAAGUUGUCACAGAAGGAGAAGGGCAAAGCAGAAGAAAAUGAUGAUGAUCAUGGCAAUGAGAUGAUGGGAAGUGGAGGUCCUGAUGAAGGGUUGUUUAAGCGAAGUGUGGCCAAGAUGAAGGAAAGAGGGCAGAUGAUUUCUGGUUUGGUUGAGGAGGUUAAGAAGCAAAAUAAAAUGGCACACUUUGUGGUCCUCAUCUGUCUUGUGUUGCUCAUUGGAAUCUACAUCAAGAAUGUAGUCAAAUCAUCUUUUGGAGGACCCAAAAAUCAAGAACUUUAACUGCUUAAUUUUAUGGGAUCUUUAUUAUGUCAAUAUGCCACAAGACCUUAUCUGAAUGUACGAACUAUACAUGCAUAAAUUCAUCAAGAAAAUAACUAGUUUUUCUACGAUCAUUGAUUAUUCAUGGCUUAUGACAGUCGUGAAAGAAAUUAACUUCACGUAAAAAUGUAUUGCUAAUUAAUAGUAUA
This is a messenger RNA of Cajanus cajan (pigeon pea), 1257 nucleotides long. Lineage: Eukaryota; Viridiplantae; Streptophyta; Magnoliopsida; Fabales; Fabaceae. The record is from RefSeq and is a predicted model, not a curated record.